UGAAUUGUGACGUGUAAUGCUUUAUCAAUGACCACGUAUGUAUGCUCUUGGGACAAACGUUUUCAACUAACGUAGACAUCUUUGCUAAUGCUCAUCCGUGACAAAGUGGUUUGCCAGUGUUCGUCAUUAAUUAUAGAUUCAAGUUAAUGUUAGAAUAUGAUUCUUUAACGAGAUUUCACAAUUUCUUCGUAAAAUAACAUCAUGUCUAAAUGACGCGAUACAUAUGUAUACAGGUUAUAUAUUUAACACAUGACGUGCAGUGCAAUCACGCCUGUGUUAGUACUUUAAAGUUACGGUAGUGGCAGCGCAACAUAACCUAUCAACUCAAUAAUUUGUGAUUUCCCGUAAAUAAGACCGAGUGCAACUACACUUUUUAAUAAGCUUGUUGCUUCGUCAUUCGCGCGUUUAAAUAGAGAUUAACUCGAAAGAUUCCUGAAUUGUUUAAUUCUCGGUCUACGUGCUACACGUCGAUGUUUUAUAAAAUAGCGUGCAAGGGCUUGACAUAUUGUGUAGUUUUGAUCAUUUUAUGCAGUAUGGCUCAGUAUAGAAUAGUCGUUUAAGUUGACCCUUCUAUGUGAUCAUUAUAGUCUUCUGGAAUAAAUUGUUAACAAAAUUUAGCGUAGUCUUAUCGGGGAUCGAACGAAAUUCCCGUGGUGCAAAAAAAGAGUCGGAGGAGAGUGGUGCGCAAUUAGCCCUCAACGAGGGAGAAUCGAAAGCGUCGAAAGUAACGAGUCAUCUACCGAUUCAAGAUGGCAGAAGGCCAGGACACUCGGAAGAAAAUUACUAUUAACGUCAAAACGCCGAAAGAGAAACAGAUCGUCGAGAUCGAAGAAGAUGCGAGCAUAAAAGACUUCAAAGAAGCGAUCUCAAAGAAGUUCAAUGCCCAAACCGAACAACUGUGCCUGAUCUUUGCUGGAAAGAUCAUGAAGGAUCACGAAACAUUGAGUACACAUAACGUGAAAGACGGUUUGACGGUGCAUCUGGUUAUCAAGGCACCACGUACUCCUACUAAUCAGAGUCAAGAUUCUACAGCUCAAAGAUCGCAAGCUGAUAUAAAUGCAUCACCUUUUGGAUUGGGAAGUUUAGGAGGACUUCCAGGGUUAGCGAGAUCCCUUCGUUUGAGGUCAACUAACUUUAUGGAUUUACAGCAACACAUGCAACGUGAAUUGUUGUUAAAUCCAGAAGCAUUACGUGUAGUACUUAACCAUCCACUGGUGCAAAGCUUGAUGAAUGACACAGAGAGUAUGCGUCACUUGGUUGCAGCUAAUCCACAGAUGCGAGAAUUAAUGCAAAACAAUCCUGAAAUUAGCCACAUGUUAAAUAAUCCUGAAUUAUUAAGACAAACGAUAGAAUUGGCGCGUAAUCCAUCUAUGCUCCAAGAAUUAAUGCGGUCUCAUGACCGAGCUAUAUCAAAUUUAGAAAGCAUUCCUGGUGGUUAUAGUGCACUUCGUCGCAUGUAUCGCGACAUUCAAGAGCCAAUGUUCGCGGCAGCGGUGAACGAAAAUAAUCCAUUUGCUGCGUUAGUAAAUAAUAGUGCUGAGGACGGUCAGAAUAAUCCGCAACAAGGCCAAGAAAAUAGAGAUCCGUUACCGAAUCCUUGGUCUCAGAAUCAAAGUAGUUCGCCGAAUCAACAAUCCUCGCCGCCGCAACCGCAAUCGCAACCGCAACCGCAACAGCAACAGCAACAGCAACAACAACAGCAACAGGGAAGAACCGGAGGAUUGUUUAAUUCACCUGAAAUGCAGAGUCUUGCGACCCAAAUGAUGGAAAAUCCACAGUUAAUAAGAAACAUGUUGAACGCUCCGUACACGAGAUCGAUGUUGGAAGCUCUGGCAGCUGAUCCAGGAAUGGCGUAUUCAAUUGCUUCCGCUAAUCCUUUCUUGCAAGGGAAUCCACAAAUGCAAGAGCAAAUGAGGACGAUGAUGCCUGCAUUUAUUCAACAAAUGCAGAAUCCGCAAAUGAGGAACGUUGUUACCAAUCCAGAAGCUUUAGCUGCCAUUAUGCAAAUUCAGCAAGGCAUGGAACAAUUACGUACCGUUGCGCCAGAUCUUGUUGAAAACAUGGGGAUGACGGCACCGCCUACUAUACCAACUACUACAACCCCGAGCGCAAAUUCUGCGACAAAUCCAACGCCACCGGCGACGCAAGAAACGCCGGACACGAAUCAGCAAGACGCGUUUUCUCAAUUUAUGGCGCGUAUGGUAUCGGCAAUGGCAUUGAACCAAGGCGUUGAAGUGGAUGGCCAACCUGCCCCCCCACCGGAAGAACGGUACAGAGCGCAAUUGGAACAGCUCACGGCCAUGGGUUUUGUUAAUAGAGAGGCUAAUUUACAAGCUCUAAUCGCAACGUUCGGAGAUAUAAACGCUGCUAUUGAACGGCUACUCUUUAAUGGUCAAAUAUUUAUGAGCUAACCACCAAUAUGCGACGCUGUUAUUCCACUACUAUUUCUAAUUUUUCCCUUAUUUACCUCUCACAACAGACGUAGUGAGAGAUAUCUGAGGUAACUGACUGUCGGAAAAGUAAAAAGUUAAAAAAUAAAAAAAAACCAUAAUACAAUUAUAAACUUCUACCCCAACUUUUGACAGAAUACACGCUACUGACUCGUUCAAUAUGCAUUUUUUAUUUUUGAUUGGUACCGUUAUCGAGUUUCGAUAAUACGAGAGUACUCAUACCCAAAUAUUUAACUUGUUGCACGAUAUAAUUCACUCGCGAAAUUUUCUAGUUUCAUUCUGUAUUCUGUAUUUCUCGAUGUGCUCUAAGUGCUAGAUAGCUCUGUUAAUGUAUUUCGUCGGUGUAAAUUUUGUUUAUUGCAUAUUUCCGAGAGAAUGAGCGAGGGAGAGAGCGGGAGAGAGUGUGUAUACGUGUCUGUGUGGUAGAGAAAAACUGAGAAUGCAAGCGGGAAAGAAUGUAUAAUACUAGAUUGUAAUACGAAGGAUUUACCCUUCUUUGUUAUAUUGUACAUUUAUUGGUGUUUCUUAGAAACAGUGGAACCUGCAUGGAAAAUAGAUUGCCGUUAAAAGAUAAAUAAUGUGCUUCUGGCUUGAUAAGUCGAUUAUAAAUUCCUUGGAGAGAGAAAUAAAGAAACGAUUAUUUCUAUUGCUUGGGUGUAUAAUCAUAUUAGUAAAUGUGCUGCAUGAAACAUGUUUACAAAAAUCGGUGUACUGUUGCAUGGAUACAUCUGGAAAAAUGGACAUGGGGUGAUUGCCAAAUGUUUGAUGUAUAAAAACUUGUCGAGACGAAUAACGAGAAAUCGAGCUGAUACAAUUUGUUAUUUCCGCUUAAAAAGGUGAAAGUGUUCGGUGAUCGAUUAGUUUUCCAUGUAAGUUUUAUAUAUACGACGAUAAGAAGUGGAAUAUUUCUUUCUUUGCAUCUUCUUUAUACCGACGCUCAUUAUUUUUGUUCUCCCCUUAUUUCUUUAGUUUUCUUCGAUUCUUGUAUUACUGAAAUGGAUAAAAAAAAAUGGAAGUAUAAAAAAUUUACUAAUGCACUACAUGUAUUUAAGAUACAAAUUUAGAGAUUUGUAGCGUGGUGAUCGAAAAUUUUAUGGUGUAGGUUGUUUAUAGAGAAACGCGCGAAGAAGAUCGAUUAUAAAUGAAAAUAUUACAUGUAAAUGUGUUAAAUCGUCAAUGUAAUCGUCGGUUAGGUUUAAGGUAAACGAGGAACGAUACAAAUUAAACAAGAUAUUGUAAAUUAUCCUUCUACUGAACAAAGAACUAUGAGGAUUAACGCAGUUAUCAUUUCAAUAUUUUUAAUUGAUAUACGUUUAUGUGAAGAUACCUAUGCGCAUUACAAUUAAACUAUUAUGUAUAUUCAGUCGAUUUUCACUGAAUAAGAUAAUAUUCUGUAUAAGCGAUUAUAUCACAAAAUAAAUUUACGUUUGAUUCGUAUUGGUCAACUUUUAAGUACGGUGGAAUACCUGAGGCUAUAUUCGAUUAUUACUUUAGCAAUACACGACUGGACGAUAUGUGCGGAUAGGAAUCAUAUAUUUAGGAAUAAUAUAGACUGGAAUUUAUGUAAAAUAUACAUUUUAAAUCGAUUU
Molecule: messenger RNA, 4039 nt
Organism: Ceratina calcarata
Lineage: Eukaryota; Metazoa; Arthropoda; Insecta; Hymenoptera; Apidae
Gene: Ubqn
Product: ubiquilin
Exons: 7
Coding region: 750-2411 (553 amino acids)
Biological process (GO): ubiquitin-dependent protein catabolic process
Cellular component (GO): cytosol
Molecular function (GO): polyubiquitin modification-dependent protein binding
Source: RefSeq, a predicted model, not a curated record